Messenger RNA from Thlaspi arvense, 1964 nucleotides. The record is from the annotation of a GenBank genome assembly. Lineage: Eukaryota; Viridiplantae; Streptophyta; Magnoliopsida; Brassicales; Brassicaceae.
GCGAGAAGUAUCUUCUUCCUUGCGUUCUUCCUCUCUCUCUCUCACUAUUUUCUUCUGUAUGGUGCAGAGUGCAGACCUUCAAAAAUUACUAAAAUAGGUUUCUUCCGAAUCUCUCUUCUCCUCCGUCGAACCUUGAGCUCUCUGGAUUCUCUAUUUCCUCUUGAUUGAGCCGAGCUUCCCCUUGCUUAGAUUCUCUCGCAUUUUCCUAUACUUAUGCGCGAAUGAGAUCGUGAUUGGAGCGAGAGACAAUCAAGAGAGCGAAUAUGAGCGACGGCCAAAAGUUCCCGCUCGGAACAAUCAGCGCUUUGAGUUUGUCCGUCGUGUCGUCUGUGUCUAUCGUCAUCUGUAACAAGGCGCUUAUUAGCACCCUUGGCUUCACAUUCGCGACAACUUUGACAAGCUGGCAUCUAUUGGUUACAUUCUGUUCACUUCAUGUGGCGUUAUGGAUGAAGUUUUUUGAGCACAAGCCUUUUGACCCACGAGCUGUGAUGGGAUUUGGUAUACUAAAUGGAAUAUCCAUUGGGUUAUUGAAUCUCAGCUUGGGUUUUAACUCUGUUGGUUUUUACCAGAUGACAAAGCUAGCAAUCAUCCCCUGUACUGUACUCUUGGAGACCAUCUUCUUCAGAAAGAAAUUCAGUCGAAAGAUCCAGUUUUCAUUAGUCAUCCUUCUCCUUGGUGUCGGAGUUGCAACCGUAACAGAUCUCCAGCUUAAUAUGCUGGGUUCUGUCUUGUCGCUGCUGGCUGUUAUCACUACUUGUGUUGCCCAAAUUAUGACCAAUACGAUCCAGAAGAAGUUCAAGGUUUCAUCGACCCAACUUCUGUAUCAGUCUUGCCCAUAUCAAGCAAUCACUCUCUUCGUAACCGGGCCGUUUUUAGAUGGUCUCUUAACCAACCAGAACGUGUUUGCUUUCAAGUACACCUCGCAAGUCCUGUUCUUCAUCGUCCUGUCCUGCCUCAUAUCCGUUUCAGUAAACUUCAGCACGUUUCUAGUAAUCGGAAAGACAUCUCCAGUCACGUAUCAGGUCCUGGGACAUCUGAAAACAUGCCUAGUGUUGGCAUUUGGGUAUCUUUUGCUGAAAGACGCGUUCGACUGGCGCAACAUUCUCGGUAUUCUGAUCGCCGUGGUUGGGAUGGUUCUUUAUUCCUAUUGCUGCACAUUCGAAACUCAGCAGAAAGCCACCGAAACAUCAACGCAAUUGCCUCAGAUGAAUGAAAGCGAGAAGGAUCCGCUGAUUAGUGUGGAGAACGGGAGCGGAUUGUUAUCAGACAAUGGAGUGGCGAAGGCGGAUCCUGUAUGGAACUCAAACAAAGAUUUUCAAGCAGUUGCAACCGUAACAGAUCUCCAGCUUAAUAUGCUGGGUUCUGUCUUGUCGCUGCUGGCUGUUAUCACUACUUGUGUUGUCCAAAUUAUGACCAAUACGAUCCAGAAGAAGUUCAAGGUUUCAUCGACCCAACUUCUGUAUCAGUCUUGCCCAUAUCAAGCAAUCACUCUCUUCGUAACCGGGCCGUUUUUAGAUGGUCUCUUAACCAACCAGAACGUGUUUGCUUUCAAGUACACCUCGCAAGUCCUGUUCUUCAUCGUCCUGUCCUGCCUCAUAUCCGUUUCAGUAAACUUCAGCACGUUUCUAGUAAUCGGAAAGACAUCUCCAGUCACAUAUCAGGUCCUGAGACAUCUGAAAACAUGCCUAGUGUUGGCAUUUGGGUAUCUUUUGCUGAAAGACGCGUUCGACUGGUGCAACAUUCUCGGUAUUCUGAUCGCCCUAGUUGGGAUGGUUCUUUAUUCCUAUUGCUGCACACUCGAAACUCAGCAGAAAGCCACCGAAACAUCAACGCAAUUGCCUCAGAUGAAUGAAAGCGAGAAGGAUCCGUUGAUUAGUGUGGAGAAUGGGAGCGGAUUGUUAUCAGACAAUGGAGUGGCGAAGGCGGAUCCUGUAUGGAACUCAAACAAAGAUUUUCAAGCGUAA